This is a messenger RNA of Paramecium tetraurelia, 1119 nucleotides long. RefSeq lists its product as uncharacterized. Gene Ontology annotation, cellular component: nucleus; cytoplasm. NCBI's taxonomy places the organism in Eukaryota, Ciliophora, Oligohymenophorea, Peniculida, Parameciidae. The record is from RefSeq and is a predicted model, not a curated record. Gene Ontology annotation, molecular function: ATP binding; MAP kinase activity. Gene Ontology annotation, biological process: intracellular signal transduction; protein phosphorylation. The transcript is spliced from 3 exons.
AUGAAGAACAAUCUUUUUGGAGGAAUCCCAUUCAAUUGUGGUGAAAGAUAUAGGUUGAUAAAACUGGUUGGUACAGGUGCCUAUGGUUCAGUGGUUCUGGGUUUUGAUCAAUAAAACUAGAAUAUGAAAGUGGCUAUCAAGAAACUCAAUUAAAUCGAAGAUGUCAUUGAUGCAAAAAGAAUCCUAAGGGAAAUCAAAAUCCAAAGAUCAAUGAAUCAUUAAAAUAUUCUCAAAAUAUAUGACAUUAUUUACGACAAAAAGACUGAUCGAUUUGGAGAUAUUUAUAUAGUAAGUCCCUACUUUCCAGUUGACCUCGAUAAAAUUAUUAAAAGCAGUCAAGAAUUGACAGUCACUCAAGUCUAAUUUAUUAUGUAUCAACUAUGCAAGGGACUCUACUAUUUGCAUUCCUCUGGUUCCAUUCAUAGAGAUAUCAAGCCAGGAAAUAUAUUGGCAAAUGAAAAAUGCGAAGUUUGCUAUUGUGAUUUUGGCUUUGCUAGAAAGUACGAUGAACUUCAUGAUUAAUUCGAAGAGAACAUGACUGAAUACGUAGUCACUCGAUAUUACAGAGCCCCUGAAAUCAUGUUAUCUAGUUAAUAAUACUCAAAACCAGUAGACAUCUGGUCUUUGGGAUGCACCUUCGCUGAACUUAUGAGUCGCAAAACUCUCUUCAAUGCUCCAAAUUACAUACAAAUGCUUAAGAUGUUCUUUAAUAUCUUAGGCAAACCCUCUGAUGAUGAACUUAAUCAAUUUGUUACCAAUGAAAAUGCUCAUUCCUUUCUGUAAACCUUGCCCCCAAAACCAAAGCAACCUGCAUCAAAUAGUGUUCCAUAUCCUGAUCCUAAAGCCAGAGAUCUACUUGAUUAGAUGCUUGAAAUCAACCCAAAAAACAGAAUUACUGCUUAAAAAUGUUUAGAACACCCUUUUUUCGAGUCGAUUAGAAACCAAGCAGAAGAAAUCACAUUUGCUGGUAACCUAGAAUGCGAUUUUGAAAAUGAUGAUUCUAUUACCCUAAACAAUUUGAAACAACUAAUUUUGAUUGAAAUCAAUCAAAUCAAAGCAAAGAAUAAUGAAGCAUAAAUUGUUAUCGAAGAAGAGAUGAAAAGACUUAACCUUUAUUGA